Molecule: messenger RNA, 522 nt
Organism: Babesia microti strain RI
Lineage: Eukaryota; Apicomplexa; Aconoidasida; Piroplasmida; Babesiidae
Product: DNA-directed RNA polymerase II subunit I
Exons: 2
Coding region: 1-522 (173 amino acids)
Biological process (GO): maintenance of transcriptional fidelity during transcription elongation by RNA polymerase II; DNA-templated transcription; transcription initiation at RNA polymerase II promoter
Cellular component (GO): RNA polymerase II, core complex
Molecular function (GO): nucleic acid binding; zinc ion binding; DNA-directed RNA polymerase activity
Source: RefSeq, a predicted model, not a curated record
AUGAGCGAGUUAAACUUUUGUCCCGACUGCAAUAAUCUGUUAUAUGCCAAACAAGAUAAUAAUCGGAAUCAAUUAAAGUUUAUCUGCCGGCAAUGUGAUUAUCAUAGUUGGGCGGAUCCGCAAUCGUUGAAGGAUAAUUGCGUAGACCGUAUCAACUACAACUUCCGGUCCAAAGAAGAUAUUUUUGUAUCUCCGAACAUGGUAAAAGAUCCAGCCUUGGGCCGGACUAAGGCCUGGCAUUGCCGUCGCUGUGGGUGUAACGAGGCCAUCUUCUUUCAGCUUCCAGAGAGAGUUACUGAGGAUGCAAUGACAUUGGUUUUUGUAUGCACUAAUAGUGGCUGUAAUAAUUGGGAGAAACAGUCCAAGGAGGAGGAUGCUGAUAUGGCUGAACAGGAUGUGUUUGACGAUUCCUUAUGGAGUCAACCCACCACUCAACUAAUCAAUUCCAUCAACGGCAUGAACGUACACGAAUCAACCAUUGGGGACUAUGGAGACCUUUUCGGAGAAGAUGAGACACAAUAA